GCGGGGCCGGCGGCGCUGUCGCAGUGAGCGGCGGCGGAGGCGGGCAGGCACCGGGCAGCGCGGCCGGCGCGGCCCCUUCCCCUCCAGGGAGGGGGGGGGGGAAGGAGGAGGAGGAGGAGGAGGGCGGAGUGGGGAGGAGGUGGAAAUGGGAGGCAGUUGCCUUCAAUUAGCCCGAUGCGCGUAGCUAGUCCCCUCGCGGGCGCCGGACGGGCAGCAGCGCGGGGCCGCCCGCCCCCCCGGGGAGCCCAGCCGGCCGCCGGCCGCAUCGCGCGCGGCUCUGAGGAGCCCGGGCGGCACCGGGGGAAGAGCGCGGGGCCGCGGGUUCGCCACAGGGAAAUGCUGCAGCAUGAACCCACCGCCUAGAGAGGAGGGCUCGCACCGCCCGCCGCCCGCUCGCUGAAGCCCGCCGCCCGGCUCGCAGCCCGCACCGCGGAGCAGCCCGGCCGCCCGGCCCCGGCGGGAUGCGCUCGCCGCCGCCUUCAUGCCGGGAGGGGGAACCGUGAGCCGCCGCUCCGCGCCCCGCGAGCCUCCGUGCGCGCCGCUGUGCGGGCAGCGGCGGGGCCCCGCGGCGUCGCUGCGCAGCCCCCCCCCGCAGCCCUCCACGUGUCGCCCGGUGAAGGCGCCCGCUCCAGCCGGCGGGGAUCGCUGAGCCCUUCGCUGCGGCGGCCGGCGGCGCCCCGCGGGGCGGCGGCGGCUCCCGCCCGGUGCCCGCGACCCGGUGCCCCAUGGUGCUGCUGCGGAAGGUGCCGGGCAUGCCGGGCUGGCCGGCGGCGCUGGGGCUGCGGCUGCCGCAGAAGUUCCUCUUCCUGCUCUUCCUCUCGGGCCUGCUCACGCUGUGCUUCGGGGCCCUCUUCCUCCUGCCCGAUUCCUCCCGCUUCAAGCGGCUCUUCCUGCCCCGCCGCGCCGCCGCCUCCGCCUCCUCUUCGUCUUCCUCCGCCUCCUCCGCCGCCGCCUCCUCCACCCGCGACACCGACCUGCCCCGCAGCCCCCCCGCCGCCGCCGAGCCCCGCCACGCCAGCCCCGCCGCCCCGCGCCGCCUCAGGGACAAGCUGCGCGCCGCCGCCCGCCUGCCCGGCCCGCCCGCGCACACGGCGCCCGGCUCCCGGCCGCAGGUGCGGGGCGCCGAGCCCGCCAGCGCGGUGCCCGCCGCCGCCCGGGACACGCGAGCCGCGGCCCGCUUCGACUACGAGCGGUUCCGGCAGAGCCUCCGCCACCCGCCGCGGGGCCGGCGGCCCGCCGAGGAGCCCGAGACCCGCGCCCGCAGGAUGAAGGUUAAAGAGAUGAUGAAAUUUGCUUGGGAUAACUACAAACAAUAUGCACUAGGAAAAAAUGAACUGCGACCGCUAACGAAGAAUGGCCACAUCGGUAACAUGUUUGGAGGCCUUCGAGGAGCUACGGUGGUGGAUGCCUUAGAUACUCUGUACAUCAUGGAACUUGAGGAGGAAUUCCAAGAAGCAAAGAAGUGGGUGGAGAGGAGUUUUGACUUGAAUGUGAAUGGAGAAGCAUCCUUGUUUGAGGUGAACAUCCGCUAUAUUGGAGGACUGUUGGCCGCGUACUACUUAACUGGAGAAGAGGUGUUCAAGAGCAAAGCUCUGGAACUUGGAGAGAAACUUUUGCCAGCUUUUAACACCCCUACUGGUAUCCCACGCGGCGUCAUAAAUCUGGGCAGCGGCAUGAGUUGGAGUUGGGGUUGGGCAUCUGCCGGAAGCAGCAUCUUAGCAGAAUUUGGUACCCUGCACUUAGAAUUCCUGCACCUUUCGGAGCUCUCUGGCAACCCGGUGUUUGCAGAAAAGGUGACGAACAUCCGCAAAGUCCUGAACAGAGUUGAGAAGCCGCAGGGCCUAUAUCCAAACUUCCUCAGCCCGGUGACGGGCAACUGGGUGCAGCACCACGUCUCCAUUGGGGGGCUUGGGGACAGCUUUUAUGAAUAUCUCAUCAAAUCUUGGCUGAUGUCAGACAAGAAAGACUCUGAAGCUAAAAAGAUGUAUGACGAUGCACUAGAGGCAAUAGAAAAGCAUUUGGUCAAAAAGUCUGCUGGAGGAUUGACCUACAUAGCUGAAUGGAGGGGUGGCGUCUUGGAUCACAAAAUGGGCCACUUGGCUUGCUUCUCCGGGGGCAUGAUAGCACUUGGAGCCGAACACGCUGGAGAAGGAAGGAAGCAACAUUACAUGGAUCUAGCUGCAGAAAUAACAAACACAUGUCACGAGUCUUAUGCACGCUCAGCACUUACAGAACUGAAACAAGCCAUCCGAACUAAUAACCCUCUGGCUGUGAGUGCCUGGAGCCAAUUUUCACCUUCAGCAAUAUCCAUCAGCAUAGAAAGGACAGUAGCAAGUCUGCCCACAAUGGUUACAGAGCUGUCAUUUCAGCAAGCUCAUUGUUUUGCAGAGAAUGGCUGUGCAUGUCACCCUGGCUGUCAGCAAACAAUACAGCUAGCAAACACCAUAAGCUCCCUGCGCAGACAGGAGGGCCUAGGGAAGGUAUGCAAAAUAUUUAGAGAAAUGAAAUUAAUACCUUAAACACAGCCUUGUGGUGAACACGUGGGUGCUGCAAGAGAAACCUGAUGUGGCAUGAUCACAAGCAACCUCUAUGCUCAGUUUCCCUGUUGCUCAGAUAAGGAGAGAUCCCUGUGUUUUAAGUAGGGAUCUCAGUGCUAGUGGAUACUUGCAAGAGAUUGAGAUCCUCAUGAAAGGGACACUCAAAAAGACCAAGGUACUCUUAAUUUUUUGAUUGUAAAAUAUCAGUGAAACCAGUUCAGCUUUUGCCAUCAUCCUGAUGUCCUCUGUUUCAAAGAGGCUGGUUGUGGAAAAGGCAAAGUAAGUGGUUGCAGGUCCCAGGUACCUCUUCUUACAGCCUCCCUGCUCUGGUCCAGUCAUGCUGGCUCAAUCUGGUAUAUUCACCAAUUGUGAAACAGAGAUGUUCCUGCCUGGGAGCAGCGUACCAAUCUCUCUGUGACGGCGAGGUCAGACGCCUGCCUAGAUUUUCCUUUGAAUGUGUUUUCUCUUUGAGGCUUUAGGACAGGAUCUGCCUCUCUGUUCUUUCUCACUUGGGUCCUGAGGUUAGCUUCAGUGACAAACUCUGCUCUCAGGAUCAGGUGCAGUGCAAUUCCUAGGACCAAAUCCCAGCCCAGCAAAAGUCUUAGGACAUGGGAGAGAUUUGUACCUGGUUCCUCCACACUCAGAUCUGGUCCAAGUAUUUGUUUUGUCAGUGCACAGUAGUGUCAGUAUGCACCCUCAGAAACACUUUAUCCUCACCUAGAUAGUAACCAGAAAUAUCACAGUAUGAGCAAAACCUGGGGAAGGCAGUGAGGAAAGCUCAUGCACUUUGUAGAGUUGCCCAUAUCUUGAUGUGAGCUCUGAGGCUGAUG
Messenger RNA from Dromaius novaehollandiae (emu), 3367 nucleotides. RefSeq names its product mannosidase alpha class 1C member 1 (gene MAN1C1). The record is from RefSeq and is a predicted model, not a curated record. Gene Ontology annotation, molecular function: mannosyl-oligosaccharide 1,2-alpha-mannosidase activity; calcium ion binding. Gene Ontology annotation, biological process: carbohydrate metabolic process; mannose trimming involved in glycoprotein ERAD pathway. The transcript has 11 exons. The coding region runs from base 726 to 2519 and encodes 597 amino acids. Gene Ontology annotation, cellular component: endoplasmic reticulum; Golgi membrane; extracellular exosome. Lineage: Eukaryota; Metazoa; Chordata; Aves; Casuariiformes; Dromaiidae.